This is a messenger RNA of Lindgomyces ingoldianus, 1902 nucleotides long. Its product is annotated as cytochrome P450. The transcript is spliced from 6 exons. The coding region runs from base 83 to 1774 and encodes 563 amino acids. Lineage: Eukaryota; Fungi; Ascomycota; Dothideomycetes; Pleosporales; Lindgomycetaceae. Gene Ontology annotation, molecular function: iron ion binding; heme binding; oxidoreductase activity, acting on paired donors, with incorporation or reduction of molecular oxygen. The record is from RefSeq and is a predicted model, not a curated record.
CUCAAACAACAUUCUCUUAUCGCAUCUCUUCUGCUUGUCCUCCUUGACCUUUGUGCAAGAUUGGAGAUCUCUUCAAACUACCAUGGAUUCCAUCCUACAGACGACCAAAGGUGUCGCUCAGGCUGAUGUCUCUCACACAGUUGGAACAGCGGCCCUGCUUGGAGUUCUUUUCCACCUGUCGAUUCGCAAAAUCGAGUUCGAGUUCAUAAUGUACCAUUUCAUGGCGGUCUCCAUCAUUUCCUUCUUUGCGAUGAUAUAUGCCUUCGUGGAGGUGGGGGAAUAUAACAUCUUCGGAGCCUUGACGAAAGCAUUGCUCUUUGCCAGCAGCUUUAAUACCGGUCUUCUCACGAGCAUUGGCAUUUAUCGUCUGAUAUUCCACCGUUGCCGAAAAUUCCCAGGGCCGCUUGGGGCAAAGCUUACCCGAUUCUACGCCGCCAGAUUGUCUGCGAAGGAUGUGCAGUACUACAAGGAGGUUGCCAAGAUGCAUGAAAAGUACGGCGACUUUGUUCGAACUGGCCCUCGAGAAAUUAGCGUUCUCCGCCAAUCAGCUGUGCCUCUCAUAUAUGGGCCGAACUCAGAGUGUCGGAAAUCAACGUGGUACGGCCAAACGGGGAACGACCCAAAGAAAUGUUCCAUUCAUAUGACGCGCGACUACAACGACCAUCGCCUGCGACGAAGAGCGUGGGAUAGGGGUUUUUCCAUCAAAGCGCUGGCCACGUAUGAGCCCCGAAUCAAAGGAAAGGCAGACCUCUUCAUGAGUCAGUUGCGAAAAAACGCAGGAAAACCUUUAGAUGUGUCAGCAUGGGCCAUGUUCUUCAGCUUUGAUGUUAUGGGUGAAGUCGGGUUUGGAAAGGAUUUCAACAACCUCGUCAGCGGUGUGGAACACCCUGCAAUUCAGGGAGUUCAUGCCCAUAUGACCAUGCUUGGGAUAAUGAGCACCGUCCCCUGGUUGCUGAACCUUCUCAGCUCAAUUCCAGGAGCAGCUGCAGGUUAUUCAGAGUUUUUUUCCUUUUGCGCUGGCCAGAUUAGGGAGAAGCACAAGACUUGGGAUGGCGAUAAGUACCCACAAGAUAUUGUAUCUUGGCUUCUUAAGGCUGUCAAAGACAAAGACGUUUCAGCUUCACCGAGCCCGGCCGCUUUAGAAGAUGAUUCCCGAGUAGUAAUCAUUGCUGGAAGUGAGACAACUGCAACGACAUUGGCAGGUAUCCUCUUCUAUCUAGCCAAGUAUCCAGAGAAGCAGAAGAAACUCCAGAGACUCGUCGACAAGGCCAUGCCAGCAGGAUACAGCGACUGGAAUUACGAAAAAGUAAAGUCGGUCACCUACAUUGACGAUUUCAUCAGUGAGACCCUGCGACUGAGGCCAGCACUACUGAAUGGCGGACCCCGAGAAACACCGGCGCAGGGUAUCCGAGUAGAUGAGGUGCACAUUCCUGGCAAGACAAACGUCCUAGUACCCAUUCAGUUGAUCCACCGAGACCCUCGAUGGUGGCAGCAAGCUGAGGAAUUCGUUCCGGAACGGUUCGGGGAGAAGCGGGAGGAAAUGGGAACUGAGAAGGCACCUUAUCUACCAUUUUCGCUAGGUGCUUACAGUUGUCCUGGCAAGAAUCUUGCUCAGCUAAGUCUGCGCACCUCUCUUUCCUCAAUUGUCCAAAAUUUUGACGUUUCUUUCGCUCCUGGGGAGACCGGGGUGGCCUUCGAUAAGGAAGUCCUGGAUACGUUUACAGUAACACUUCCUCCUCUCCAACUGCAGUUCACUCCGAGGAGCAGGAACUAGAUCCUUGAGGAAAGCGGCCUGCCACAACCAGGGUCUCUGCUAGUGUCGAUGGUGUGCAUGUACAUAGUCCGAAGAACAGUGGUAGGCGCAGGGUCCUGCAAAGGUCCACACAAACCAAUGAAGUUGCC